Messenger RNA from Dermatophagoides farinae (American house dust mite), 1094 nucleotides. RefSeq lists its product as uncharacterized. NCBI's taxonomy places the organism in Eukaryota, Metazoa, Arthropoda, Arachnida, Sarcoptiformes, Pyroglyphidae. The record is from RefSeq and is a predicted model, not a curated record.
AUCCGUGAAUGGUAUAAAAGUGGAAAAAAUUCCAUUCAUUAUUAUGUCAGAAUCAAAAAGUGAAAUCUUUCAUCCUUUAUGAUAAAAUUAUUACAUAAUGAUUCAACAAUUUUUAGCGAUUGUUCCAUUGAUCUUUUCAUCGGUUGUCAAUGUUCAUGGAAAUGGCCGAAUUGAACAACAAAACCUUGGCAUUCCAGAUGUGAUCAGUCCUCCUUCAGAAUCAGAAUCAUCAUCAUCAUCUUCAUCGUCGCAGUACAUAACCCAACAAAACAUUGGGAUACCCGAUGGUCUUGGUUAUCAACCAAUGCCAUCAUCCGGAUCUUCUUCAUCUUUAUCAUCUUCUUCAUCAUCAUCAUCAUCAUCAAUUGGUUUCUUACCUCAACAAAAUAUUGGAAAACCCGAUAUUGCUGCCAGUGGUGGAUCUCAACCAUCGUCAUAUGAAGCAUUUUCUUCUUCCUCCUUAUCUUGUUACGGAUCACCACAAGGAAGCGGUUUUAUGCCACAGCUAAACAUCGGAAUACCAGGACGUUACCCAAGUAGCAAUCGUCAAGUCAUCACAUUACCUGUUCAUAGUCGACAUACGAUUGAAUAUGUUGAUGUACCAUCGACUGGUAAUAUUCAACCGAUUAAUAUUCAAGUUCCAGCUCCACGUCUUGGUGCUAAUUUUAAUUUUCGUUCAAGUUCAAACAUAAAAGUAUCACAAUCACAUCAAAAUUCACCGGGUGGUUAUCACCAAGAAACAUCAUCAAUCGACGAACCGAUUCGGCUUUCCAUGACAGUUCGACGUCCAGUCGUACAUGAAUUGAGAGAAACCAUUCAACCAUAUCGUAAGGUGUAUGAGAUGAAUUCAGAUGCAACUCUUGGUGGUACUCGACCACAACAACAACAACAAAAACAACCGCAAUCUGGUCGCAAAGGUAAUCGACGAUUCUAUGAUGGUUCAUAUGGAAUUGGACAGCAAAAAAUUUAGGAACUGAGACACACAGAGAAAUUUCUUUUCGCAAUCUAUAAUCACUGCUUGUUGUAAACAGCCACAAUGACAUUGUUGUAACAUUGUUUCUUAUGAAUAAAAUCAGAUUUUUUUCAUUUCUUUU